Messenger RNA from Rhizophagus irregularis DAOM 181602=DAOM 197198, 1269 nucleotides. The record is from RefSeq and is a predicted model, not a curated record. Lineage: Eukaryota; Fungi; Glomeromycota; Glomeromycetes; Glomerales; Glomeraceae.
CCACCAACUUUACCUCUACAUCCCUUAACGAUAUCUUUUGACGAAAAGAAAGGAUUCCUUAGUUAUGAUGUUACUCUGUUACCCGAAGCUACUACGCGUUUUAUAAUUCUUCGUGGAAAUUACCAAUCUGUAACAUUAUGUAUUUAUGGGAAAGUUAUGGAAAGUGGCAAGCCUCAAAAUAUUAAAUCCAAGGAUCAAAUAAGUGCACCUACAAUUAGUGAAAAUCAACAUAAUAAAAGAGAUUCUAAUUUGGAUACAUUCUUUCUUAAUGGAACUGAUUUAGCUAAUACUCAGUCAUUCGCAGAACUUGUACAAUCGUCACCAAUAGGCAAUAAUAUAGAGAUAAAAGCUGAAGAAGAUGAUUCACUUGGAAACAUAUCAAUUAAAAAAGAAAACGAAGAAAAAAUUGACGAAAUGGAUUCUAUGAAACCUCAAGAGGUUUACAAUCAUGAUAUGAAUGUAAUGGACAGUGUUCAUAAAGAACAAGCCAUCUCUGUAAUAAAUUCUAAUUCAUCAGUACAAGUUCUUGACGAGCUAAAAACUACUGAAGACCAAUUUACAACACCGAUGGAAGAAGAUACAUUUUAUUUGGACGAUGGACAUAGAGAUACCAAUUCUGAUGCUGAUAGGAUAGGAACGUUAUUAAAUAAAGAUCGAACUGGAACUUUCAGUAUAUUGUCCCCAGCAAAAGCUGUCGAUCUUUCCAUCUGGAAUUUGGAUGAAAAAUUAAGCAGAGAUAUACUUGUGUAUCACACAUCACCAGAUGAAACACUUUUAUCACAGGUUUCGCAAUCUUUGUCGAAAAGAAUGUUCAAUAAAGCUUGGGAUGAGUUUAACAAUUAUAUCAAGCAAAUUCAUUCAUUCUUAUCAAUGAUGAAUUCUGAUAAUAAAAAUAAAAUAAAUCAUAAUUCGUACAUAGAAAGUACUUCAACUUCGUUUGAAGGGCUACUUCAUCAAAUAAAUAAUGUAAUUGUGGAAGGACUUCUCUGGGCAAGGCACGAUGGGAUUCGAUAUGAUGACGAAUUGAAAACAGUAUAUAAAGGCAUAUUGUUCGCUCUUGACAUGACAACAGGAAAGGUGAAAAUCACUGAUUGUUUUGUUUUUCACUAGAAAAUUCUAUUAUUAAUGUCCAUGCAUAUAAAGUUGGUGCUGGCUAUAAUUUAUCAGUUCUAAUUUCAUGUGACGCAAUCUGAUAGUCUACCGUGAAAUUAUUUGAAAAUGGCCUAUCGUUGUUCUGCAAACUAUGUGCAUGUGGAGAAGAUAUUAUUG